UGAAAAAUUCGUCAUGGUUCAAUAUAAUGAUCAAUGUAAAAUAGGGAAAAUGGCUACACUUAUAUCUUGUUUUAUUGUUGCUUUUAUGUCAUUAAAAUUAUUAUGGGAUUAUUUCUUAAUAUAUAUGUAUGCCAAGUACAUAUACAAUAAUGAUAUCGAUAAACAAAGAAAAAAUUUAAAAUUCUGCAAAGGUAGUUGGGCUUUGAUAACAGGUUCAACAGAUGGAAUUGGUAAAGCCUAUUCUUUAUGCCUUGCCCGAUUAGGAUUUAAUAUUAUUUUAAUUGGGAGAUCUCAAGAAAAAUUAAUGGAUACAAAAGAGAUGUUGCAAAAUGAUGAAAGAGUAAAAAAAAUAAGAGAAAUUGACAAUUUGAAUACAUGGGAUAACAAAGAGUGGGUACAAACUGGCCUUUUAGAUUUUAGUGUUGAUGAUUACAAAGUUGUUGAUAAAGUUAUUGGAAGCCUUAUUCAAAAUCAUGUUACUGGUAUUGUUGAAAAGAAUUUAAAAGUUGUUGUCAAUAAUGCAGGAGUGUCAUAUGAUUAUCCUAUAUUUUUUAUGGACUUACCUGGUGAAUACCAAAUUAGUCAGAAUAUGGUGAAUGUAAAUGUAAUGAGCACUCUUAACGUUACCAUAGCCUGCUUAAAACGCAUGAAGCUGCCUAGGCGUUCUCUCAAUACUUCAAACACUGAUUUGGAGGUCGACAAAGAACUUUUGAAUUUCCAAAAUUUUGAAAAUUCCAAAGGUGGAACUAUUAUAAACGUCUCAUCUUUUUCGGCUCUCAAUUCUACGCCCUGUCUCACCGUCUAUGCUGCUACUAAAGCUUUUAUCAAACAUUUCAGUGCUUGCCUCAACGCCGAGUUGAAGAAUACAGCCGGAGUUAUUGUCCAAACAGUGAUGCCAUACUUCGUCGUUACCAAGAUGACCAAACUUAAAAGAGUAACUUUAUUACAUCCCAGUCCAGAAGUUUACGUCCAAAAUAGCUUGAAAAUGGUGGGACUGCAAACCGUUACAUUCGGGUAUUGGCCUCACUCUCUUAUGGCUCUCCUCAAUAAAACGGCUUAUUAUUUAUCCCCUUGGAUUGCGGAAAAGAUUAUUUUAUCUGUCUUCACUUCUAAUUUGCGGAAGCGAGAACAAAGGGGUCUAAGGCAAAAAAAAUGAAUGAGUCAUUACAUUUGAAAAUGGAUUUGUAAAUUAUAUCUUACUAACAAUUUAAAAAUAAGAUACUAAUUUGUUUAUUAGAUAUUAUAUUCUUUUAACAAUCUUUUAUAAAAAAAAUUAUAAUACCUUAUCUUAUUAUUAUUUCUUAAUUAAGUCGAUUAAAUAGAUUUUUAUUUUACUACUUUGGAAGCUUCAAAUUUAAAAAUUUAUGUAUUAAAAAAUUGGCAUUACUCAACUUGUUCUAAAAAUGUUUUAUAACGCACUUUUAAAUUACUGCAUUUAAUUUUAUAGAAUAUUUUAUAUUUGGAUUGGAUAUAGACUGUAGAUUAUCAAAAAAUUGUGUGAGAUUCUUUAGAAUAUGUUUUGAUAAUUGAUUAUACGUUGUUAUUUCUUCAAUCUCUUACUAUAAUGUUCCAAGUCCACCUUUAGUAAAUAAUUUUGCGAGAACGACAUGGCUUACCAUUGUCUCCCAAAUUUAAAAAAAAUUAUGUAUAAAAUACGUAUUCGUAUUGGGAAAAAAUAAUUAUAUAUAUUUUAUAUUUUUGUAACAUUAAAGCAAAUUUUACAUUUAUUAUUAUAGCUCGCUACAUUUCAAAAACAUUAGUGUCUUUUUCCAUAUUUUUAAGAUU
Messenger RNA from Gordionus sp. m RMFG-2023, 1785 nucleotides. Its product is annotated as very-long-chain 3-oxoacyl-CoA reductase-like. Gene Ontology annotation, molecular function: oxidoreductase activity. Lineage: Eukaryota; Metazoa; Nematomorpha; Gordioida; Chordodea; Parachordodidae. The coding region runs from base 14 to 1156 and encodes 380 amino acids. Gene Ontology annotation, cellular component: endoplasmic reticulum. The transcript has 4 exons. The record is from RefSeq and is a predicted model, not a curated record.